CUCUAUUUUCGGUUGGACCGGUCAGAAUAAGGUUGAACCCGGUAUUAAAAUAAAUAAUCGGUUAAUUACAUCAUAACCGAAACAAUCUCAGAAAACAGAUUCUCUUUCGUCUCCCUCGGAACCAAACCUCGUCUCUCCUCCGCCUUUCUUAAACCCUCAAAAAAAACCCCUUGUCUUAUUGCGGAGAGAAGAUGGCGAUGGGGCGUCUUCUUCUUACGCCCAAACUGAAUCCCCAUUUCAGCAUCAGAGGUUUCCUACCUUUGACGAAGAGAUGGUCUUCUUCUUCUUCCUCUUCCCUGGAGGAUGGCCGGAGGAGUCUCGAGAGAUUGCCGGAUUCUAACAAAGAUAUUGGCCAAAAGGGAAUGCAUUGGUACUCUUUUGGAGGCUUACUCACUAAUCUGAAGCAAAAGAUUAUGGGGAACUUGCCCUUGCUCAACAAACCUCCAUUUGAAGAAGGCUCGGUUCUGUCGAAACCACCCAUGCUUUCUUCACUAGAUGUGUCUGCUGUUGAAAAGGUAAUCAGCUUCCAGAACGCUGCUGAGAACAAAAACAGUAUCCCUCAUCCGAGUGCAAAAAAAGAGUCUUUAGUCUCUGAAGAUGAUGCAUCUCAAAGUGUUGCUAUUUCUGGGAGGAGAGAAACCACAACAUCUGUAGAGAAAGUGAUGUUAGAUAGUAAUAGCUUAGACGGCUUGAAGCUUGCACAGGAGAAGGUGUUGGGUUUGUUACAAGCUGAUAGAGUGGAUAAAAAGGAAUCACCUCAGAAGAAACUCUCCAACAUGUUCAUCAACCUGCAUCCAGAUAAGGAGGUUAAGCCUCGUCUCAGAUCUGAGGCGUUGAGUAACAGUAUUUCCAGAUUGUCCACAAGAGAAUCCUCUCGUGAUGAGGGUGGUCCACACGUCCCUGUCCAGAAAACGAAGAAUGUCAUCAAGGAAAAUGAUCAAAAGAGCGGAGAACUAGUUGCUAUUAGAGAAAGGAAUCCUUUUGGAAGUUCUAGAGGAGCCGUUGUACCUGUGGCAGUGAGUAGAGACUCGAGCAUCAAGAAGGUGAUAGAGUACCUUCACGCUCCAACCAACAAUGGCACGAAAAAGAGUUAUCUUUUUUGUGUGACGGAAGAAGAAGAAGAAUCCAAAGGAUUGUGCAGCCAGGCCACCUUGGCUGCUGCUGCUACCAGUGCGAACCAAGAGUCAACGGAAAAGAGUUUGGACGCAUUAUCUAUCAGAGAGCACUCUCCUAACAGAGUAGUAUUGAGGUUUUUGCACGAAGGGUUUCAGAAGAGUGACAUCGUUGAUUCAUUUUCUGAGUUUGGAGCCGUUUUAGAUUUUCAAGAAGUUCCAUCUUUCGAGGGGUGUAUUUACAAAGAUGCUCUCGUCACUUUUGAGACUAAAUCAGCAGUCAAGAAGGCUCUCAAGAAAGGUGUUGUGAUGUUGAAACAUUCCAGUGCAAUUGUUGAGGCAGUUUCUCAGGAAGACAUGGUUGAAAAGAUACGUAUUCCGGAUCUCAUUGGCGAUCCAGAUGUGCCUGUUUCAUUGGUGAAGGAACCAACCAGAACAGUUAAGAUUCAUCCACUAGAUCAAAGUAUAGGUUCGAAUCAGAUCAGAGAAGCGCUAAGGUUCUGUAAGAGUGACAUAUCUAAGAUCAUCUUUGGUUCAUCGACAACAGCUGCUUUCAUCGAGUUUGAGACGGAAGAUGGUAAAGAGAGAGCACUUGCAGCGCAUUCAGUUGACGUACAGAACAAGCCACUGUUUAUCUCUAGGAUUGAUAUACCGAGGACAACCGUUGCAAGGAUCUCGAACUUGUCAGGAUUAAUGACUGGUGACUUGCGGAAACUGUGUAUGCCUUAUGGGCAGAUCAAACAGAUGUUUCACAGAGGAAAGGGUGUUGCAGAUGUUCAUUUCGAUAUCUCUGAGUGGCCAAACAUGCUCACUAUUCUCAACAGCAUGAAUGGUAAAGAGAGAAACGGUAAGAAGUGGGUGGUUCGACCAGCGACGACAGUUAUACCUCAUGAGAUUCUGAAGGUUUUGUGGGAAGACCCUCAAGGAAUGAGGUAUGUGAAAGGUUUGAUUAAGGAUAUGGUGAGAGAGAUUGAGCAGCCUUUAGAUUCAGCUGCCUUAUCUUCAUUGUGCUCAGCUCUUGAAGAUUAGAGGAUAGAGAGCCAUUGUUUUGGUUAAACAUCUAUCAAAAGGAAAACCUAACCACGUAAAGAAAAUUUCCAAUCAA
Molecule: messenger RNA, 2217 nt
Organism: Brassica napus (rape)
Lineage: Eukaryota; Viridiplantae; Streptophyta; Magnoliopsida; Brassicales; Brassicaceae
Exons: 6
Coding region: 192-2141 (649 amino acids)
Molecular function (GO): nucleic acid binding
Source: RefSeq, a predicted model, not a curated record